AUGCAAUCGCUGGUUCCUUCGUCGGGAGCUUCUACUAUGAUCACAAGAUCUGGACAAUCCUCGCAGGAGUCUGAAAGAACUACUUCACAACAUGAAAAGCGUGGACACCAUCUCAUCAGUCAAGAUGACAACGACGACAUCAAGCCAUUCAGCUUUUCCAAAGUGCCUCCUCCAAAGAAGGAGAUCGACCAUGCGAGUUUCAAGGAAGCUGAACUGGCUGCGCGCAGUAUUCCCACAGAGAUAAUUUCUAUCAUCGAUCAAAGCUCGGUCAAACACGGCGACAUUGGUUUCAUCAAAGACAUGGCAGUAGCUGCUAUGUUUCCCAAAGCUUCUACUGGGGUGAAGCUCGGCUUGAAGGGCGACUCUGGCGUUGCCCCUACCCGGCUAGCAAUCUUGAAGGAAUGGGUCAAAGAUGUAUUCAUCUUCGAACAUUCCGACGCGCAGUUGGGGGACGACCACUUUGAGCAAGAGAAAAAGGCCUCCGACACGGCUAUCGAAGGGCUUUUUUCGCUCUUCUGUGAUCGUGAUGAAUGCCAGGACAGCGAUUUAAUUAAGGAAUUCCUCUCGACAUCGAAAAGCGAGGAUGAUGAGAGAACAAUCUCAACGUUAGCCGGUUGGACGGAAGAGUUGCUGAGCAGCUUGGAAGCUGUUUCAGGCAAGGUUUUUAUCAGCGGGAUCACGCCUCAGGACAUACAGGCUCAGAUUCGCCGGGUAUUUCACGACCAGCCAAUACUCGCAGACGAUGUUAUUCUGGUAGAUCUUCCAGGAGCACAAGAUACCAACCAGAUUCGCUCACAGGCCUCGAUGCGCUACCUAGAUGACGUUGACUACAUCGGAAUUGUUGCCAGAAGCGACCGCCUUCAGACAGACGACAACGUCCAAAAGUAUCUGCAGGAUGCUUUCCGCCGCAAGCAUGGAGCAAGUACUUUGGUAAUUGCUACCAACUCAGAUUCCGUGGACAUGAGUUCCACAUCCCUUGACGACAAGAUCAGUACGGCUGAUACUGUCCACGAAAUGAACUUGAUAACUUUACGAGAGAAGCUCCAUGCCACAUCGGUGGAGUACCAGCAAAUCACCCGUGAUUUGAAAAAGGAUCACGUCCGCCAGGACCGGAACCGCCUCAUCACUAUGCUAGAUCAGCAAUCUGAUCUUGAGUCACGGAAGAAUCUUCUUGAGGAAAAGCUUUUCGAAUACUGCGUUGAGAUGCGGAACGAGGAUACUUCUCAGAGUAUUCGUCAGAACUACCACGACUUAACGAAAGACCCGGUUCCGCUGCCAGUCUUUUGCGUUUCCAAUUUGGUGUACGCAAAGUACGUUAGCGGCAAUUACGAGCCUCCCAUGAUGGGCUUUGAGAGCACUAAUAUUCCAGCACUGCGAGCUUUCCUUUACGCGCUCCCAGCAUUCAGGAAGUUCAAAGCAUUUGAACACCAUCACCAGCACGUACUCCCAUCGCUCGUGAACCAUCUCGAAAUGAUUUGUUCACAGACCAAGGUCGAUAGUCAUGAAGAACUCCGGAAUAUCAUCCAGUCAGCAUCAGUAGAUGUGCCAAGUGACGUCACAAAGUCCUUCAAAUACUUCUUUGAUGAGGCCAUCUUACCUGUAAUCGCUAUCAUCAAGACCAACAAAGCUGCCUACGUUACAUACGCGACAGAUCAGCUUACGAAAUGGUCGAAUUGGCCAAGUCAGACUUUCAAGACAUUCUGUACCCAUCGGGGGAACUGGAGCACACCAAAGGUCGGAAAGCACGAUUGGAAUGAGGAAAUGCUGAAGCCCCUCAUUCAAGACGUCAAUAGUGAGGCGAAUGGCUGGGAGGAUGCCACGAGCAACCUUUCGGCGAAUAUCUCAUCCAAAUUGAGUACGAGAAUCACCGAGUUGAUUGGGAAGAUUCAAGGUCCUGAAGGCUCGUUGACGGACCCCAUGAAACUGUUUGUUGAGGAGCUUCAAAGGCAGCCAGCGCUUCUUGACCAAAUCUGCCAAGCGAGAGUCAAGAAGCUUCAGAGGGACCUCAUCGCCAUCAAAGAGAGGAUCACCAAUACUCAAGAUAUGGAGCAAUCUUACUUUGUAAAGCUUUUGGAGAAGACCUACGAUGACUGUGGUCGAAUUUUCGGUUUGUGCUCCCCAUCUUCGAGACAGGAAAUGGUAAGCAAGAUCUCGAAGGAAGUCCGCGGUCCCUUCUUAGAGAUGUGUGAAAACGCAAAUGAAGACGCUCAGAAGGUCAUCCAACGACAUGAGAGGAAACUUAUCCAAGAAGUCACCCACGUCUUCGAAAGUUUCAACCGGACGUUCGUGCAUGGCUUCAUGGCGGAAGGACUAGACACGCCCGAGUUGAAGCAGCUCCGGGAGAAGCUCCGUGCCGAAAUUCCGCAUUGGAGGGGAAUUCUCACCGGGAAGAUAAACCGCCAUCUGGAAGACUGCCGUGAAUAUGCAAAGAGCGGCUAG
This is a messenger RNA of Lasiodiplodia theobromae, 2439 nucleotides long. RefSeq names its product Tat pathway signal sequence. The record is from RefSeq and is a predicted model, not a curated record. Lineage: Eukaryota; Fungi; Ascomycota; Dothideomycetes; Botryosphaeriales; Botryosphaeriaceae. Bases 1 to 2439 code for a protein of 812 amino acids. The transcript has 8 exons.